This is a messenger RNA of Osmia lignaria (orchard mason bee), 3727 nucleotides long. RefSeq names its product unconventional myosin-Ie. Gene Ontology annotation, cellular component: cytoplasm; actin cytoskeleton; microvillus. The record is from RefSeq and is a predicted model, not a curated record. Gene Ontology annotation, biological process: actin filament organization; endocytosis. NCBI's taxonomy places the organism in Eukaryota, Metazoa, Arthropoda, Insecta, Hymenoptera, Megachilidae. Gene Ontology annotation, molecular function: actin filament binding; ATP binding; microfilament motor activity.
GGUUCGCUCUGUUAAUCCUCAAAUGUUCAAAUCACUGUGUGUUCCAAUAAUUCUAAGUGAUACACUUGCGUGAAUUCGUACAGCACAGAUGACGUUAUUAGUAAUUGCAAACUGUUGAGUGCUUGUCUUUUGUAUUCUUCUUUGCUGUAAAGGAUCUUAACUGAAAAACCGUUUACUGCCUAAUUCUCUAACAUGGUGUAUCAUUGGCAGAGUCAAAAUGUUAAAGUUUCCGGAGUGGAUGAUAUGGUUCUGCUCCCGAAAAUUAAUGAAGACGCUAUUGUAGAAAAUCUUCGAAAAAGAUAUAUGGACGAUUAUAUAUUUACGUGUAUAGGAUGCGUACUGGUAUCGGUGAAUCCUUUCAAACAGAUGCCGUAUUUUGGAGAAAAGGAGAUAGAAAUUUAUCAAGGAGCGGCACCAUAUGAAAAUCCUCCACAUAUUUAUGGAUUAACAGAUGAUAUGUACAGAAAUAUGUUAAUUGAUAAGGAAAGUCAAUGUGUUAUCAUUAGCGGAGAGUCUGGUGCUGGAAAAACAGUUGCAGCUAAAUAUAUUAUGUCCUAUAUAGCAAGAGUUAGCGGUGGUGGCGCGCGAGUUCAAAGAGUAAAAGAUGUAAUUCUAGAAUCCAAUCCUCUGUUGGAAGCUUUUGGCAAUGCAAAAACCACACGGAAUAACAAUAGUAGCAGAUUUGGAAAAUACGUGAAGAUGCAAUUUGAUUCCGGUGGUCUAUCGGUCGGUGGAAAAAUUUUAAAUUUUUUGUUGGAAAAAUCCAGAGUUACUUGCCAUAACCAUGGUGAAAGGAAUUUUCAUAUAUUUUAUCAACUUGUAACUGGGGCAAAUCAGCAAAUGAAAUCUGAAUUUGGAUUAACUAAUUUGGACUAUUAUCAAUACCUCAGUUAUGGUGGAAAUUAUAGGGUCGAAGGAAUGAAUGACGCCCAUGACUUUCAAGAAACCUUAAAGGGGCUUAGUGUAAUGGGGAUAAGCGACGUGGAAGUAAUCGAUAUUUUGAGGCUCGUUGCAGGAAUACUUCAUUUAGGAAAUAUUCAAUUUAUCGAAAAGGGAAAUAAUUCAGAAAUUUAUGAUAAACAGUCUCUUGAUUUUCCAGCUUAUUUGCUUCAAGUAUCGGCGGAACAGUUGGCUUGUAAAUUAACGUCUCGAAAAUUUGAAUCUAAAUGGGGAGCUCAGUCUGAAAGUGUUGAUGUUAUUUUAAAUGUAGAGCAGGCUCUUUAUACCCGUGAUGCCUUGGCAAAGAACAUCUAUGCUAGACUCUUUGAUUAUUUAGUUAAAAAAGUGAACUCAGCUAUGGAGACAAAUACAGGAGGUCUUGAGAUUGGGAUUCUGGACAUUUAUGGUUUUGAGAUCUUCGAGAAAAAUGGUUUCGAACAAUUUUGUAUUAAUUUUGUCAACGAAAAACUACAGCAGAUUUUCAUUGAGUUAACUUUAAAGGCUGAACAGGAGGAAUACGUAGCGGAAAAUAUUAAAUGGACACCGAUUGAAUAUUUCAACAAUGCAAUUGUAGUGGAUCUUUUGGAAGGGAAACGAUUACCAGGGCUUUUCUUGGUGCUGGAUGACGUAUGUGCUACCCUUCAUGGAGGUAGCACCGGAGCUGAUGCAGAUUUGCAGAAAAAACUAUCAGUGGUAGCUAAUAAACAUGAACAUUACCAAAGUACAAGCGAGGGAUUCGCUAUUUCUCACUAUGCUGGAAUGGUCUCUUAUUCAGUCGAUGGAUUUUGUGAUAAAAAUCGUGACGUACUAUUCUUAGAUCUCGUGGAAUUAAUGCAGACCAGUACGAACUCCUUAAUUCGCACAUUAUAUUUACACGAUACUCAAGCGAAUAAAACAAAAACGCUCAAGUCGAGGCCUACCACUGCUGGUAAUAAAAUACGAGAGCAAGCUAGUCAAUUGGUCAAUCAGUUGAUGAAAUGUACUCCACAUUACAUCAGGUGUAUCAAACCGAACGAGACGAAAAGACCUCGAGAUUGGGAUCCAGUUAGAGUGAAACAUCAGGUAGAAUAUUUGGGUUUAAAGGAAAAUAUAAGAGUACGUAGAGCUGGUUUCGCAUACAGAAGAUCGUUCUCUAAAUUUUUAUAUAGAUACGGAAUCCUCACGAAACAAACUUGGCCACGUUGGUCGGGGGAUGAUAAACAAGGAGUAGAAUGGAUAUUACAAAAUCUUCACGUUGAUCGAUCCCAGUAUCAGCUAGGUAGAACGAAAUUGUUCAUAAAGGCCCCUGAAAGCCUGUUUAUGUUGGAGGAAGCGAGAGAUAGAAAGUAUAAUUCGUACGCAAGAGUGAUUCAAAGAGCGUUUAAAAAGUAUUUCGCAAGAAAACGGCAAAAUGAAGAGAAACAGGAAGCGGCUGAUUUGUUAUUUGAUAGAAAAGAACGGAGAAGAGCUAGCCUGAAUAGAAAUUUUGUUGGCGAUUACAUAGGGUUAGAAGGAAAACCACAGUUGAUGAAUUUAGUUGGUAGAAGAGAAAAAGUUUUCUUCGCUGAGGUAGCGAAGAAAUACGAUCGAAGAUUUAAGAUGAGUAGAAGGGAUCUUAUCUUAACGAAUAAAUAUUUAUACUUAAUCGGUCGGGAACAAAUUAAAAAGGGUCUGGAGAAGAAAAAAUUGGUAGAAGUUAUAAAAAGAAAGCUUUCGUUCAAUCAAAUUAGUCACGUGUCAUUGAGUACUCUUCAAGAUGAUUUUCUUAUUAUUCAUACAAAGGAAGAUUACUGCAGUUUGUUGGAAUUAGUGUUUAAGACGGAAUUUUUAAUUAGUCUUAAUAAGAGAUAUCUUAAAGAAACUGGGCACACCUUGAACAUCAAAUUUAGUAAUAAUUUAGAGUUUAAGGUGAAAAAAGAAGGUUGGGGUGGUGGGGGUACAAGACAAGUAAAGUUCACCCAAAUUGAUUAUGGUGAUAAGGAGAUUUUGAAACCAAAUGGAAAAAUCCUUAAUGUUUGGAUUGGACCAGGAUUACCAAAUACAACUAAACCAAAUACAAACCUAUCUACAACGACGUUAAGAAAUAAACAACAUCAUAGGCCGAAUAAUAAUAAGUCUUUUUCAUCAGCUGUUCCUCAAUCAAAUACAAACAAACCAACACUGCCACCUAAUCGGCCUGUAAUUAUAGAAAGAAAUCAAAAUGUGCAUCAACAGCAUAAGCCUGUGGUGCCGUCAAACAGGCCUAGUUUGCGUCCUCCAGUUUCAAAAUUACCGACACAAGAGAAGAAACAAAUAACGAAACCAGGAAGAAUAACAAAUAAUUCUAUGCCUCUGAUGGGCAUGUUCACCAAUCCGAAAUCUGUACCACGUGGUCUAUUGAAAUUUCCACCUCCACCCUCUGAACCACCACCGCCUCAGACGCCAACUAUACCUUCAGGAUUUCAACUUCCAUCCGUUAAUAACGAUCAUAAAAACAAUAAAAGUACAACAUGUAACAAAGAAAUGCAAACGGUUAAAGAAUCGAACACUAAACAAACAGUAAAUAAUAAUAACGAGGCAAGUGUGUCUCGAGUUCCAAAACCUAGACUACAGUUACCCAAAGUGAAAGCUUUAUACAACUACAGUCCUCAAGAUCUUGAUGAAUUAGAACUUAAAGAAGGCGAUGUUAUCGAGCUACUGAAAGAACAUGAAGGUGGUUGGUGGAACGGUAGACUGAAAGGUAAAAUAGGCCUUUUUCCAUCGAAUUACGUUGCUAAAAUGUAAAAUUCUGUACCAUUUAUACGGUUAGUAAAAUUAUUAUUUAAUUAUU